Molecule: messenger RNA, 3277 nt
Organism: Pseudopodoces humilis (Tibetan ground-tit)
Lineage: Eukaryota; Metazoa; Chordata; Aves; Passeriformes; Paridae
Source: RefSeq, a predicted model, not a curated record
CCUUCCGGGACCCCCCCGAGCAGGACGGGACCAGCAGGACACAGCCGCCAUGGCUGACGAGGAGCUGGGGACCAGAGCCACCAGGAAGGCCACUUUGUCACCUGGCAGUGCCCGGGGCGCGGCCACCGAGUCCAGCACGCUGCUCCAGGAGCUGCGGGGCAACAUCUCCAAAUCCGUGCAGAGCAAGGUGGACUCCAUCCUGCAGGAUGUGCAGAAGUUCUCGGACAGUGACAAACUCUACCUGUACCUGCAGCUGCCCUCGGGGCCCAGCCUGGGCGAGAAGAGCAGCAGCAGCAGCAGCAGCAGCUCCUCCUCGCUGGAGCUGAGCGCGCUGGGCACGGCCGAGCACAUGCACGCCUGCAGCUGGAUCCGCAACCACCUGGAGGAGCACACGGACACCUGCCUGCCCAAACAGGACGUCUACGACGCCUACAAGCGUUACUGUGACAACCUCGGCUGCCGCCCCCUGAGCACGGCCAAUUUCGGCAAAAUCAUCCGGGAAAUCUUCCCAAACAUCAAAGCCCGGCGCCUGGGAGGCCGAGGACAAUCCAAGUACUGCUACGGUGGGAUCCGGAGGAAGACGGUGGUGAGCCUUCCUCCCCUGCCCAGCCUGGACCUGAAAGCCACCGAGACCGCGGAGCUGUCGGAGCUGGUACCCUCGUACAGCUCGGAGGUGACGGAGGCCGCCUGUGCCCUGACGUGUGACUGGGCUGAGAAGAUCCUCAAGCGCUCCUUCAACAACAUCGUGGAGGUGGCGCAGUUCCUGCUGCAGCAGCACAUCAUCAGCUCCCGCUCCGCACACGCCGACCUCCUCAUGGCCAUGGUGGUGGCAGAAACCACGGACAAGCCCCCCCAGGACCCCCGGCCUCCCUCAGCCCCCCGCAAGAACGGCCCGGACCCCUCUGACAGCGGCGAGCGCAGCCAGGAGCAGCCCAAGAAGGAUGCUGUCCCCAAGGGCCACCUCCCAUCGCGGCCGGACAAGAAGAAACCCUCAGAGCCCCCCAGGCCGGCCAGCAGCCCCCAGGUGACCGCCCUGGUGGCCCGGCUGCCCCUCCUGCUGCCCCGCAUCCCCCCCCCGGAGCGACCCCCGGCCCCCGGCGCCGCCCCGCUGCGCCCGUCCCCUCCCGUCCUUGUCCCCAAGCUGACGGCGGCACCCUUGGGUGGCACGGUCAAGGUGGCCCUGCCGCUGCCCGUGGGGACGGCGCUGGCCCCGGGGGGCUCCGGGCUGCUGAGCCCCCCCGCAGCCAUCCCCGUGCUCAACGUGCUGCUGCCCGGGGUGGGGGUCCCGCCCUGCGCUGAGACCCCCGGAGGCGGCGCCAGGGCGGGAGGGGACGGCGAGGGACAGCGCGGAGGUGGCACCAAGGCCACCAAGCGUCCCCAGGAAGGGGCCGGGGAGGGACCCGCGCACAAGAGGAGGAGGGGGAGGCCGAGGAAGAGGCCGGGGGACGCGGCGGGGUCACCCGAGGGUGUGGAGGUCCCCAAGGGGGAGGAGGGAGGGGAUUCGCCCCCAGGGGACUCGGCCGGGGGUGGCAGUGCCACUGUGGCAUUCGGGGACACGGAGGUGGCCGGCGGGGACGCUGGGGAGGACAUGGAUGCGGACAGUGAUGUGGGGGCUGGUGGGGACAGCUUGGAUGGUGUCACUGUCCCCCUUGGGGACAGCAUGGACAGUGUCACCGUGCCCCCCGGGGACAGCAUGGACAGUGGCAGUGUUGGCCUUGGGGACAGCAUGGACAGUGCCACCGUGCUCCCCGGGGACAGCAUGGACAGUGGCAGUGUUGGCCUUGGGGACAGCAUGGACAGUGCCACCGUGCUCCCCGGGGACAGCAUGGGCAGUGGCAGUGUCACUGUCCCCAUUAGGGACAGCCCAGCUGAGGGAAGUGCCACUAUCGCCCCUGGGGACAGUGUCAUUGUCCCCCCUGGGGACAGCUUGGUCAGUGGCAGUGUCCCUGUCCCUGUUGGGGACAGCCUGGAGAGUGUCACCGUCCCCCUUAGGGACACCAUGGACAGUGGCAGUGUCACCAUCCCCCCUGGGGACAGCCUGGAGAGUGUCAUUGUCCCCCCUGGGGACAGCCUGGACAGUGGCAGUGUCACUGUUCCCCAUGGGGACAGCCUGGACAGUGGCAGUGUCACCGUCCCUGUUGGGGACAGCCUGGACAGUGGCAGUGUCACCGUUCCCCUUGGGGACAGCCUGGACAGUGGCAGUGUCACUGUUCCUGUUGGGGACAGCCUGGACAGUGGCAGUGUCACCGUCCCUGUUGGGGACAGCCUGGACAGUGUCGCCAUCCCCCUUGGGGACAGCUCAGACAGUGACAGCGUCCCUGGUGGUGGCUCUCCUGGUGGUGGCAGUGUCACUGCCCCCCUUGGGGACAGCCCGGUCGCCACUGGUGGCUCUCUUGGUGGUGGCAGUGCCACUGUCCCUGUCAGGGACAGCUCAGCCAUGGCCAGUGACACUGGGGACAGGCCAGAUGGUGGCAGUGCCACCACCGGGGACAGGCCGGUCACCAGGAGUGCCACCAUUCCCAUCAGGGACAGCUCAGCUGGUGGCAGUGCCACUGUCCCCGUCAGGGACAGCUCAGCCAUGGCCAGUGACACUGGGGACAGGCCAGACGGUGACAAUGCCACCACCCCUGUUGAGGACAGCCCAGACAGGGAUGGUGGCACUGCCACCACUGAAGGCAGCCCAGCCGCUGGCAGUGCCACUGUCCCCAUCAGGGACAGCUCACCCAGGGACACGGGGGACAGGCCUGUCACCAGGAGUGCCACCACUCCCAUCAGGGACAGUCCGGCUGGUGGCAGUGCCACUGUCCCUGUCAGGGACAAACCGGUCACCAGGAGUGCCACCGUCCCUGUCAAGGCCAGCCUAUCCAGUGGCAGUGCCACCCCUGGGGACAGGCCUGUCACCAGGAGUGCCACCAUCCCCACCAGGGACAGCCCAGCUGGUGGCAGUGCCACUGUCCCUGCCAAGGACAAUGCAGCCAGGGGCAGUGCCAGCCCUGGGGACAGGCCGGUCACCAGGAGUGCCACUGUCCCCACAGCUGGUGGCAGUGCCACUGUCCCUGUCAAAGCCAGUCCAUCCAAGAUCAGUGCCACCCAUGGGGACAGGCCUGUCACCAGGAGUGCCACCAUCCCUGUCAGGGACAGCCCAGCUGGUGGCCGUGCCACUGUCCCCAAUAAGGACAGCUCACCCAGGGACAGUGCCAGCCCUGGGGACAGGCCUGUCACCAGGAGUGCCACCAUAUGGGGACAGGCCGGUCAGUGGUGUCACUGUCCCCAGUAA